Messenger RNA from Sungouiella intermedia, 1407 nucleotides. The record is from the annotation of a GenBank genome assembly. Lineage: Eukaryota; Fungi; Ascomycota; Pichiomycetes; Serinales; Metschnikowiaceae.
AUGACUAGUGCAGACACUAUUGAGUCUAGUGCAUCUUCGCAGGGUUCCAAGCGUCAGAAGGUUAACGAAUUUCAAGAUGGACGCAAGGUGCCUGUCUACGAAUGGAAAUCAUCCUUCUCGGACUGGUACAAGCAUUUGUUCAGCAGCGACUACCUGGACUCCCAAGUCGAGGCUCGGCUUCUUUCCAUCUUGCCAUUUUUCCCCAAAAGUGACGGCAAGCGCAAUGCGCAGAUCAUCGACACAGACAUCGGAAAUGGAAACUACAUCCAUGAGUUGUUCAUUGAAAACACCGAAAAACCCGACGCAGUAUCCAAGGAUCAGGUGCGUGAUGUGGUGUUGGUUCAUGGAUAUGCGGCUUCUUUGGGUCUUUUCGUAGAGAAUUUCGACCUGAUUUCCGCUGUCAAGGGUAUCCGGAUCCAUGCUAUUGACCUUUUGGGGUUUGGACUUUCUUCGCGGCCAAAAUUCCCAAGCUUUACAAACAACACAAAGGACGACAUCUACCAAAUCGAAGACUGGUUCAUUGACUCCAUUGAGGAGUGGCGUAAGCGCCGUGGCAUUGAGCGUUUCGUCCUCAUUGGCCACUCAUUUGGAGGGUAUCUCAGCUGUGCGUAUGCACUUAAGUACAACCAGAACUUGGUCAGUGCAGCCACAGGAGUUUCUCAGCGCAUGAUCGACAAGUUGAUCCUUGUAAGUCCGGUGGGUGUUGAGCGUCACCAAGGCUCUUUACUUGCCAAUUCGCCUCCUCUGAGUGCACAGGUCUCCACGGCAGAGUUCAACCGUGAGAACGCUAUGAAUCCAGAGGUUUCCAUUUCUCAGGAAUUAGAUGCCGACCAGGAGGCCAUUGUUCACGGCAAUGGUAGUGAAGAUAACAAGAAGUUUGUUAUGCCACAGAAGGCAGAACUGAACGGCACCAAAUUAGUCAAGUGGCUCUGGAACAAAAAUGCCCUGCCAUUCGCCGUCAUUCGUCGUGCUGGCCCUGCAAGAUCCAAAUGGAUCUCUAGAUGGACCACUCACCGGUUCUCACAUAUAUAUUAUUCAAAUCCGGAGCAUUUCCAGAAUAUCCAUGAUUACUUUUAUCGGGUGUUCAACGGAUAUGGAUCAGGCGAGUACGCAAUUACCAGAGUGCUUCAGUUUGGAGCAUUGGCCCGGUUGCCCUUGCUAGAUAGAUGCCCUGAGAAGUUUGUCAAAAUGGGACUUCCCACCUUGUGGAUUUACGGUGACAAAGACUGGAUGAAUGAGGAGGCAGGGCUUGAAAUGACCCAGGAGAUCAAUCUGUUGUCGAAGAAGCAGGGUGAGGGGAAACUUGCCAGUUUCAGUAUACUCAAGAAUGCUGGUCAUCAUUUAUACUUGGACAAUCCAAGGGAUUUUGCCAAUGUUGUGUUUAAGUUCUUGAAUUUUCUGAAUUGA